GAGGCAUUCUUGAGUGGCGCUAUUAUCGGAGGUUUGACCGCAGCCGGGCGCGAGUGAGUGAGCUACCGUGUCGACCGAGCAGGUUUUUCGGCAUCCCAUUGGAAGUACUCCCGAUCGCGUCAUGGAUACGGUACGGUGCCAGGUGUCGGUCUUGCUCCUGUUCGUCAUUUGGUCUCAGACGGCGGACGUCAGCGUGGGUUCGCCCGGGUGGUGGUAUCUGGCGGUGGGACCACAGUUCAGUUCACUGGCUGCUAGCAAUGCCGGAGGACAGGGGAGAAGAUGGCCGCUGGUCUGCAGUAGUAUACCAGGUCUGGUGCCGAGACAGAUCCGGUACUGCCGGAAGUUUCACGAGAUCAUGCCGUUCGUGGCGGACGGCACGAAGCUGGGGAUCCGGGAGUGUCAGCACCAGUUCCGCGGCCGCCGCUGGAACUGCACCACCGUCCAGGGACAGGUCUCCAUCUUCGGACCAGUCUUAGACAGAGGAAACACCAGUUCCACACCAAAAACACCUCCUCGUGCAGGGGACUCCAUACUCGGUCCGGCGGUCAACAGAGCUUCAAGAGAAGCUGCCUUUGUUCACGCCAUCACGUCGGCAGGGGUGGCUUACAGCGUCACUAAAGCAUGCGCAGAGGGGACCUCUCCGGACUGCGGCUGCGACAACAGACACAAGGGACCUCCCGGUGAGGGAUGGAAGUGGGGAGGAUGCAGUGAAGAUGUCCUCUUCGGCACCAAGUUCUCGCGAGAUUUCGUGGAUGCGAGAAUACGGGGAAGGCGAGACGGGCGAUCAGCCAUGGACAGACACAACAACGAGGCAGGCAGACAGUCUAUCAUGAAGAACCUGCAGCUGAAGUGUAAGUGCCACGGCCUGUCGGGCAGCUGUGAGAUCAAGACGUGCUGGUGGGCCCAGCCGGACUUCCGCACGGUGGGAAACGUGCUGAAGGACAAGUACGACUCCGCCUCGGAGAUGGCCGUGGAGCGCCACCGCGAGCCCUCGGGCAUGGUGGACUCCCUCUACCCGCGAUACAGCUUCUUCAAGGCGCCCGGGAAGGACGACCUCAUCUACUUCGAGAACUCGCCCAACUUCUGCGAGCCGAACAACUCCACGGGUUCGCUGGGGACCAAGGGGAGAGAGUGUAACAUCACCAGCCACGGCAUCGACGGCUGCCAGCUGAUGUGCUGCGGCAGAGGCUGGAACACGCGAACCGAGCUGAGAACUGAGAAGUGCCACUGCCAGUUCCACUGGUGCUGCUACGUCACGUGUCAGGAGUGCCAGAAGAAGCACCAGGUGCACACGUGCAAAUGACGCGACAAAAGGUGUGGUGAGGUAGUCGGCAUAUCUUGAUGACAUCAUCGUUAGGAACAUCACCGUUGCGACUGACAUCACACAAAAAGGACAUAAGACGUUGGAUGUGUUUAAGAUGCGUCUUUUACAGCCUCACCAUCAAGGUAUAUCGAACAUAACAUAAGUCAUGUCCAAUGGCAAAGAAAAAACACAAAGCUGGUAUCUAAAUGUGGAACUCCUACACUGUAUAAUAUGGAUUUGACAACCUACACAAAAUUCACUAAUCUUAUCUUAGGAGGGAGUCUCAGGCUCUACUAAAUGUAUUAAAGUCAACCCAAACAAGCUCGAAGAUCUGACCGUAUCAAAACACUCCCCAAAGUUUCCGCCCCUGAGGCGUCACCAAAAACGCUCGGACAACUGUCCCCAUCAGCUAACAUGUAAUUUCUCUACACCAUCUGAUGAAUUUAUUCAAAUCUAAAUCUACUAUUAAAACCAGUGAUUUCCUAGUUUCGUGUGAUACGUCACACCUGUCUAAACUUCUGACUGUCAGCUCUGAUUUUGGGGCCAACACUGACCAAGGAAAUAGGUGUUUGGGUGAUUCACUUGCACUGGGUGUUAACAAGGUUGUGUCACAAAGACACUACGCACUUUCAGUAUCAACUCAAGACCACUGUGGUUUGUCAUCAUAUUAUGUCCUAGUGUAGCAACUUGACGAGUAUCUACGGUCCUCGUACAUUGUGAUAGGCACAUUUUAGUGGGGUUCACUCGAAUAGCAAUACAGUCUACCUUUAUGGCCAUGUUUUGUACAAUAUUUUUAUUGACGUGUAUCUUGAAGUCUUGAUGUUUGUGGCUUCACUCUUUCCUGUACAUUUGUAAAGAAUGAAAUGUUGUACUUACUUUAAAGGAGAAACGUGAGGGAAGACAGUCUAGUCUGCUCUUACGAUGGUGACUUUUUAAGAUGUUCAUUUAUUGGUUCCUUGUAAAUGUUAUAUUGCUCGUGUGUUAUGACUAUCAAGAUGUACUGAUGUAACGUUAAACCUUUCUUCCAAAGGUUGCAGGAUGGAUUUUAAGCAUUCCUUUAGGUCAACAGACCUAGCAGUUUGUCAUUUGAAGAUGCUUUAACCAAAAGCCACAAAAGCUUUAUAUCUAUACAUUUAUAGAUUUGUAUAUGUUUCAUGUUGAUGUUUAUAGAUAGAUAGACCUACACUAUCAGUGUGUAUGAUAUCUUUUUAUCAGCUAACAAAUAAUAGCAUAUCCCCUUUGACAUUAUUUGAUUCUUGCCAAACAAACUUGCCAUAACUGAAAGCAUAACCUUUGGUUAAGUUUUUUCCUCUGUCCAAGUAAAACAAAUCUGUGCUAUCGGUAAUAUAUUUGUUUAGAUGAGUAUUUGUAGAAAAGAACCUUAACACAGUAUUCACAGCGUUCUUCACUGUCAUAGAUUACUUGAUAGUAAUUAUCAAAUGAAGCACUGCAACUGACCCUGGAAAAAUAUAGUCCAGAAAAACGUAGCUGCAACACGUGAAUUAUGUUAUCUUUUUUUGCUGUUACUGUUCAAGUUUAAAUAAUAGAUCACCUAGUAUGUGCACCUUCCAGUUCCAACUGCCAUAGUAGUGAAGACUAGCUGCUAGCUGAAAAGCCGUUCACAGAUUGUGAAAGUAGUGUAUUCCAAUGUUUUGAACAGUUAUAUUUAAAAGAUCUGUGUAAAGUUGUGAAGUGUUGUUUCGCCGUACCUGGUAGUUGACAAAAAUUAACCUUCUCCCUGCUGCCUACCCCUGUAACCCAUGCGGAUAUGGUUCACAAAGUCUACCCUAAGAAGGGCGAAGGUUAAGCAACGGCGAGUACUUUUAACCUUUAGUCAUCUGGUGCUGGCUUCUGGUAUGAUAGUCUGUUUUUUUCUGGUAAGAUUAUCUAUUAGUAAAGAUAUUACUUCAGUCUACUUGUACAAAAAACAUGAAAACAAAAAGGGAAAAAAUGUGACAUGAGCCGACCAAAAUCACCAACAUACCAGAAGCCCGCAUCAGGCUGGAGGGAGCUGUAGUGAAACAGUCCAACACGUUGACAUCUGCCCAUUUUGUGUUCUAAUGGCUUCAUGUGACGAAUGCUGUAAAUAUGGAUACAUGCGCCAGGUUUCAAUAAAUCAUUCUAUUUUUAAUACGAAACUCUCUGGGAUGUUUACUGCCUUCUUGACUGUCAAUGAUAAUGUCUACUGUUAUGAGUAUAAUCCUAAUCACCAUAAGUAGAUAUAAUCUUAGACCUGGAACCAGUAGGGCCUUGCUGAUUUUUGAAGACAACCCAUAAACAAAAUAUCUUGAAGCUAUUGACUGCAAAGAUUAAGUCCUGUCAAGGCAGCUGUUCCCACCUCGAAUUUGCAUCCUUACAGAAAUUGACUGGAGAUUUCAUUUUUUUAUCUUGAUGUUUAAUAUAGUUUUCAUUCUCAUUCUGCAUCUUACAUUUAAUUAACAGCUUUCUUGAGCAUUUGCUAGACUCUUGGUCCCAUAUGAUACAUCUCCUGACCAGGAAAAUGACUAAAAUCAGUUAGGUAGUUUGCACAAACUCUACAAUACCCUUAGCUUACAACAUAUUGAGACAGUACAAAGAGGAGUAACAGGUACCAUCACUUAAGCUUUCAAUGAUCAAUUUCCUGAAGAACAUUAUGGGCCAGUGUAACCCACACUCCACCAAGAACAGGGGUUACCACACAGUGCAGGUCCAGUCCUAAAUUGUCAUAUCGGUUGGUUUGCCCAAAUGUCAAGAAACUGACUUGGGCUGGAAAUGCAACAAGACUGCUGCUAGCUCCCAUGAGCUAUCAUUAGAGCUUGUUGCCAAGAAUGCUGACCAUUUCUACAGCACUUCAAUGACUGUCC
This is a messenger RNA of Branchiostoma belcheri (Belcher's lancelet), 4146 nucleotides long. Its product is annotated as protein Wnt-3a-like. Gene Ontology annotation, molecular function: cytokine activity; frizzled binding. Lineage: Eukaryota; Metazoa; Chordata; Leptocardii; Amphioxiformes; Branchiostomatidae. Gene Ontology annotation, biological process: multicellular organism development; cell fate commitment; neuron differentiation. Bases 122 to 1303 code for a protein of 393 amino acids. The transcript has 7 exons. The record is from RefSeq and is a predicted model, not a curated record. Gene Ontology annotation, cellular component: extracellular region.